Leucoraja erinaceus (little skate) is the source of this 6159-nucleotide messenger RNA. RefSeq names its product four and a half LIM domains 3a (gene fhl3a). Lineage: Eukaryota; Metazoa; Chordata; Chondrichthyes; Rajiformes; Rajidae. Bases 1330 to 2169 code for a protein of 279 amino acids. The transcript is spliced from 7 exons. The record is from RefSeq and is a predicted model, not a curated record. Gene Ontology annotation, biological process: actin cytoskeleton organization. Gene Ontology annotation, cellular component: nucleus; Z disc; stress fiber. Gene Ontology annotation, molecular function: actin binding; transcription coregulator activity.
GGAUUAGGGUCUUCGAGAUCAGACGAUAUUGGACAAUGUGUAAUUCAAGGUCCUGGGUCAGCAAGAGGUUGGAUGAAAGGGAACAUUGGGGAAGCUAUCGAAAGGAGAAGCUGUCUGGAAAAUGAUGGAAGCUUUGCCAGAAACUCCUAACACUGUACCAUGAAGGGUCUGGCCCACCAUCUGGUCUCCUCCAUUAGGAGGUCAGGUGCACACCACAAGAAUUUUGCACACGAGCCAACAAAAUAUACCUGACAUGAGCACAGAGAUCCAGAAUUAAAUUCCUUGAAGUGCGUUACCAGAUUGUGAUUGACUUUAGUUCCACUACACAUAAAAAUCAUUGUACUAUGUGCUAGAAUUCAAUAACAAAGAGCCACACUCAUGGAAGGAGCCAGCUUAGUUGCAUGCCACAGUAGAACUUGAUGUGCCUGACCCAAAUAUUGAUCUAGUUGCAUCUCUCAGAUGCUGACGCCGUAAUUUCGGAUCUUCACCUUUCGUGACCUUUAUUAAAAUUAUGUUAAAUAAUUUUCUCGCAUUUCUUUAACCACCAAGAGACCGCCUGCAUAUUGUAAUGUUGCUCAAUGUUAACUAUUGAUUGAAGUCAUAUUGGGUGACAAUGUGCUCUGUAAUUUAAAUCUGCUGCUGUUUGUGUUGAAAGGAAUAAAUCAGCAGGUUUUCGAGGUACAAGAUACACUAUUUGGUUCCCUGGAACCAGUCAGGGCGUUCUGAUGGUUCUGUUCAGAAGGAAGAGACGCCUUCCCUCCUUUCAUUUGUUUCAGAAAUCUCUGCAGCAGUUCCUCUUUUAGAUGUGGUCAGGUUGCUAAAGGGCACAGUGAGUCGGUGUUGAUAGUGUUAUCAGUGUGCACCGAUCGACAGCGCCAAAGGUGCUAAUCAGUCACACCUCCCAGCGAUGCCGUCACAUGUGAGUGGAAGGAGCCUCCUAGUCAGAGUUGGUUAGCUGCUUGCUAAUUACCUUGGCUUGGAUACAAGGGUUUCAGGGCAGGAUUCUGUGAGUCACUUCCUGUGCUUGUUGGGCCCCUAUUCUUGCCUCAGUUCUGUCAGAGCAGUCAGUCUUCAGCCUGCCUGCCUGCCUUGCAGACUGUAUGUUAGAAGCCCCAACCACUUCACAAGAGGAGAGAGCACAGUGAACGGCUCAAGCAUUUACCUUCACAGGGAGCACUUUGAUCAGUGACCUGAAUUCACUGCUGAUACUGUUGUCGGGUGGUGGUGUGGGGCCGAAUGGAUCACUUUCUCAUCUCUAGCCUGUGGUCACUGCAAUGAAUAGUGACAUUCCCUCUGACUGUAUUCUCGGGUGACAGCUGCCGGUGAAAGAUGAGUGAGCGCUUCGAUUGUGACAACUGUAAGGAGUCGCUGUAUGGCAGGAAAUACAUCCUCUCAGAAGAAACCCCCUACUGCAUCCCAUGCUAUGAUACCCGGUUUGCCAAUACCUGUGAUGAGUGCAAAGAACUAAUUGGCCAUGAAGCUAGAGAACUGUUCUACGAAGACCGUCAUUACCACGAGCAUUGCUUCAGGUGUUAUCGGUGUGACAGAUCUCUGGCAGAUGAGCCAUUUACAUGCCAAGAAGAGGAGCUGUUAUGCAAUGAUUGCUACUGCAGUGAAUUCUCUUCAAAAUGUAUUUCCUGUGACAAGGUUGUCAUGCCUGGUACCAGGAAACUUGAAUACAACGGCAACACCUGGCAUGAAGGCUGCUUCAUUUGCCACACCUGUGAGCAGCCCAUAGGAUCAAAGGCCUUUGUGCCUGACAAGAGUGAGAUUUACUGUGUGCCUUGCUACGAGAACCACUUUGCUCCACGAUGCUUCCACUGCAAGAAGGCUCUGACCAAAGGAGGGGUAACCUACCAUGAGGAGCCUUAUCACAAGGAAUGCUUUGUCUGCUGUGGAUGCAAGACUCAGCUGGCUGGCCAGCACUUCACCUCCCGAGAGGAAUCUCCGUACUGCCUCAAGUGCUUUGGGAACCUGUAUGCCAAGAAAUGUGCAGCCUGUGCUAAACCCAUCACAGGUUUUGGAGGCGGCAAAUACAUUUCCUUUGAAGAUCGCCAGUGGCACCAGAGCUGCUUCUCCUGCACACGAUGCUCGGCCUCGCUGGUUGGAAAAGGAUUCUUUCCCGAGAAGGCUGAUAUUCUUUGCCGUGAAUGUAACAGUGACUUGUGAAUUGAUUGUUGACUCCAGUUCGAUUCUUCAUAUACCUUUUUGUACAUUUAAGUUGCACCAGUCCAGCAUUAGGCCAUUUCAAGCACGGGUUGUAUCCUGGAGAUCUUUCCUCUGUAUACUUUCCUAGUGGUAUUUUAUACACUUAUUACCAUGCAGGAUGCCUCAUCUCCUCCUAGCAUCACUCUACAGAUAGAGAGGCUAAGCAACUCUUGACAAGAGUUUUUGCAGCCCGAUAUUUUCUCCUAAUCACAUCGCUGAAAUUAGUCAUUUCUGUUACUUAUUCAAUAGUGUUAAAGUUAUGCUUUCUAUCGCAACACAUUUAAGAUGCCAAAUGAGUAACACAAACUUCUGAAUGGUUUAAAAGGUAAAUGUUCAAAAAGUUAAAAACUCAACCCAUAGGGCACAAAAUGAUGCUAAAUAUGCUUCCCAUCACAUAUCAUCAUCCUUUGAGUCCAUGGGUAGAACGAGAUGUAUGCGUGACAAGCACCAUUCUGGUCCCAACCAUGCUACAUGCCCACUCAAACUAAGAUCAUAUUGAGCCAUUCAUACCUGAAAAAUUCUAGUUUGUUCCCUAGACUGUGGUGAAUGUGUUCUUCUCUGUCAUGGUCACCUUACGAUGUUACAAUUGCAGAACCACAUCCAAAGAUACUGCUAGCUCUAAUACUGCUGGUCCAGAGUAGGUGAUCGCUGGUUGAAGCACCCCUGAGUAUGGAUAUUAAAUAAAGAUAGAACUGGACUGCCAGUUAUUUUGCAACCCUCCACCACCAACUCCAACCCCAAUCCCUACCCUCUCCUCCACAGCCUGACCAAGGUUAUACAAGCAAAUAGUUUGUCAUAAAGGUACUUAAGACGGAAUAUUUUUCUUGUCUCUCCUGCAAGACACCAUUUUCAAUUGGAUGAAUGAAUAGUGAAAUAAUUGCCAUCACUAGGUAUUCACUCAGAAUGUGUUUUUCUACAUCGCUGACACCCGCAAGAAGUGAUACUGGACAUUACACACCUUACACACAAGCGUGCAUGGGUUGGUGUGUAAACCUCCUGAGUGACCUGAAAAGCAGCCGUGUCCCAUAUCAUCCCACUACAUUUGGGCAAAUCAAUGGCAGCAGAACACAACAGAAUUGUUUGGAAAUGGGGAGAUGGAGAUUUUGAUUAGACAUCUGGGAGUAAUUAUUUAUGAAAAUGUUACCAUCCUUUCGAGCAGUUUUCAAGUGGAGUGGCUGACGUGCAAACACUAAAUUAAUUUAUGAAACACACCAAUAUUGCAACUCAAAAGGCAGCCAAGUUGGUAUUCUGGAAGACUAGGAGAAAAUAGACUUCGCAACUCAAUACCCUUUCAGUUGUAUUUUAAACUGGAUACCCAUUCCUUGAUUGAUGGUAACCUGUGAUAUCAUUCCAAUCUGUUACUCGUCAGCUGGUAUAAUUAAUUCUGCUUCGCUGAUGAAAUCCCUGUCUCCGACUUCUUUGCACCCCGCCCAUCAGUUAAUUGACCUGAUCUUUAAAUAAACGCGUUUUUCCACAGCCAGCCAUCCAGAAUCCACAUCAGUUCAUUUGCCAAUAACACAAUGGUUCAUUGCAGUUCUUAUUAGCAAGGCAUAAUAAACACCACUCGGAUUGCAGUAAGUCACAUGAAAAAAGUUGGCCGUGAGUGAAUUCUUGAAUUUGCGUGUUGCGCGAUUGGAUUGAACAAUUCCCCAGCUCUUAGGAUCAAUUAAUAGAUCACUCAAUCAAUGCUUGCCUAAUCUCUUCUCUAAAACUCUGUUAUGCGAAUAUGCAAUCAAGUGAUUAUGCCCUUUACACAUUGUACAGCAGAUUGUGCCUUCUCUGUGUCCACCAAUUUGGAAGAUUCGAUAAAUUUGAAACAAAAACCUGGCCCGUUCCACCUGUUGGUAUUUAGCAAAGUUGCACCCGACCUUGCAAGGUUCAUCAUCAUUCCUUUGCCUGGGUGUUGUGAUGCGGCUCAGUGGGUUCAAAUGGGUUAGAAGUGCAUGGCUGCACUUGUUUUGAAGAGAUUUAAAGUUAAUAGUCCACCAUGCUUGGAAUGUUGUAUUUCACCCAAUGUUGAAAUUGGCACUUGCUUUUUUUCUUGUUUUGACCAGUGUCAGAGAAAAAGAGAGGGAAGAUGCUCUGUGCACGUGGGGUUUCUUUUCAUCUAAUGAAAGACAUGGUUACAACGCUCUACAAGCAGUAAUAUAAUGUAGAGAUGUGCAAUAUUAAUCAUCAAUUGGCUGCUUUGUCAAUAAUUUUAAAAGCAACAACUAGAUUUUUAUCAUCUGUUUUGGCCACAGAUGUGGCCCUACAGCAAUAUUGAACACUCUUCUCACUGAAACUAGGAGGUUUAUAUCUUCACUAGUUUCAUAAGAUAAGUUGCUGAGUUUCACUGAAAGCUGAUUCUAUCAAGUCAAUGAGUAAGUUACAUUUCAACUGCUCAGAAGUAGAUGGAUUAAAGGAUUGGAAAUGCAAACAUUGGUGCUGCGUCACUGGCUUCAGUCUAAAAUCUUACUGAGACGGAGUUCUUGUUUACAGAUGAGUUGAUACAAUUCCAAACACUUCAACUCUCUGAUUUAGAGGUUUGUAGUUUGUCAUUCAUAUGUCCAGAUAUAGUCAUCUUUUUUUUGUAUUUACUGUAACAAGUUUCCUGUUUGAGGAAUUCACAAUAGUUCCCGGUAAUUGUGUGUCUCAGUGUGAUACUUGUACAGUGGUUAAUCAUUAUAGAGACACAAUGGGGUGAGCCGCAAAUCACCAUAAGUAUUGUGGAUUUGACUUUGUUUCAUCAAUCCAGUGAAUCUUUGAGCUUGGUUUGUCAAACUCUUCAAUUGAGCCCCUUGCUGAAGUGAUAUGUCCUAACUACAGGUAGAAGGGUGGGGUAGAAUAGUUGGUUCGAGUUGAUCUAUCAGUAAUGGUACUGCAGAAUGGUUUUCAAUGAAUGUGCUCUUUGACAUUGUUGCAGGUGGGAUGACUGAAUAGCAAAAUGGCUCCAACUAUCACAUACAACAUGGAAUAUUUGCAGUACUUUCACUCAAUAAAAUGUUUAACAGCAAGCACAGAUCCUGUCAUGAUCUCUAUUCUAUUAGCUGACUAAGUUAGCCACAACAGUCCUGCACUCAAGAAGGAAUAAUUUGCCAUAAAACCGCAACAAAUAUCAGACAUCACCAGGUAUUUAGAAGUGCCAGCUGAGGACAUUCAGACUUGAUCGUGAUUUAUCAAAUACCAUUUACUUAAACUGACUUUGUUAUUGAGGAGAGACGCCUCAAAGUGUACAAAAUAAACUUUAAAUGACUUGGCUCCCUACAUGUACAUCACAUGAACCUGGUAUGCUCCUUCUUAUCCAACAAAUUCCAGAAGCCCAAAAGAUUUAUUACUAGUGCCCAAAAAAAACAAUAACCGUUGGCAGAAUCAAACCUCCUUCCACCACCCUGCGACCCAAAGCUAUGAUAUUGGAACAGUGCAUAAAAAAUGAAUGUGUGAGAAAACUAAAAGUAAAAUAAAAUAGUCCACCAACAAUGGAAACUUGGUGAUGGCUUCUGUGUUGUGGUACACACAUUCCUGCUUAUCCCCUCAUGGAAAUUCCCUUGAUGUUACAACAAACAAAAAAGUGUAAAAUUGCCAAAUGUUGGUGUGUGUGUGCGCAUUGAUUUUUUUUUCUUGUUGUUUGUUGUUCUUUUGAAAUCUUUUUUUCCUGUUUUGAUCACGUGAUUUGUAACCAAAUACUAUUGGGAAUAGUGGGCCAGUCCCACGCCUCACAAGAGAGUUUACAUAUAGCAGAAUGUUAUGCAUGUCAAGUUUUUUUUUUUAAUUAACCACUUAAGCCAAAUUCAUAUAUAACACUUGUAAAAGCUUUGAUGCUGGUAAGUCAGAGUAUUUGUGCAUUGUUUAACAUAUGCACUGUAGCAUUAAAACGUCUGUUUAGUUUAGUUUUUCUGCCUGACUGACUUACUUUUUCAUUUAUGUUUUUUUUCUAAAAUGCUUGCACAAAAAUAAAGAAAUUAGCCUGAA